AUGGUAUCCACAAUCGAAGAUAUGAAAAAAAGCCCGGAAAUCCCUGAUGCCCAAAUCGUCGAGGGCCAGAUCGAAGCAUGCCAAGGUCUCCAUCGACGUCUCGAAAAUAAACAAAUUCAACUUAUCGCCAUCGGUGGCUCUAUAGGAACAGCAUUGUUCGUCACUAUAGGGAACGGCCUUGCUGCAGGCGGACCUGCGAGUUUGGUUUUGGCGUAUUCCGCAUACUGCCUAGUGCUGGCGUGCGUCAAUAACUGCAUCGCUGAGAUGAACACGCUACAUCCAGUUCCUGGCGGCUUCAUCCGUCUCGCUGGCAAGUGGGUCGAUGAUGCAAUGGGGUUCAUGGUGGGGUGGAAUUUCUUCAUCUACGAGGCUUUGAUGAUACCUUUCGAGAUUACAGCCAUCAGUCUGAUUCUGAGUUACUGGAGAGAUGACAUUCCUGUUGCUGCUGUCUGUGCAACAUGCACCUUUCUCUACGGCCUCAUCAAUGCUCUUGCCGUUUCUACCUUCGGUGAAGUUGAAUUCUUGCUUUCAUCUGGAAAAGUCAUUUUGCUCUUUAUACUCUUCCUAUUCACAUUCAUUACCAUGGUUGGUGGAAAUCCUCAGCACGACGCGUAUGGGUUCCGAUACUGGAAAGACCCCGGGCCUUUUGCCCCGCACCAUACUGCUGGCGACAUUGGUCGAUUUGAAGGCUUCCUUGCUGCUCUCUGGUCUGCUGCCUUCUGCAUAGUGGGACCUGAAUACAUAUCUAUAGCAGCAGCAGAAACCAAACGCCCUCGCGUCUAUGUCAAAGCCGCAUUUCAGACAGUCUAUUGGCGCUUCGGACUAUUUUUUGUCUGCAGCGCCCUUUGUGUUGGGAUUGUCAUCCCAUGGAAUGACCCGACGCUCCAAGCAAUCUUGAAUGGCGAAAGCAACAAGAAAGGAGCCGGAGGUUCUCCGUAUAUCUUGGCUAUGACGAAUCUACAUGUAGACGUUCUGCCACAUAUCGUCAAUGCACUUCUGGUGACAUCCGUCUUCUCCGCGGGAAAUACACUGACAUAUUGUGCUUCUCGUUCGCUUUACGGUCUGGCUCUCGAUGGACGCGCCCCAAGAAUCCUGGCCAAGACUAUGAAAGGAAACCCAAUUUACGCCUUAAUCGUCGUGAUAUGUUUUCCAUUUCUGUCUUUCCUGCAGUUAUCAAAUAACACGUCGCAAGUCCUCACCUGGCUUGUCUCGUUAGUGACAGCUGGCGCUCUCAUUAACUAUUUAGUUAUAUGUGUAACUUACAUCAGGUUCCACGCAGCUUGCAAGCGUCAAGGUGUUAACCGCCGCACUUUCCCAUAUUUCGGCCAUUUUCAGCCAUACUGUGCAUGGAUUGGAGGAGCAGCAAUGAUUAUUGUUUUACUCUUCUACGGAUACACGAAUUUUGCUCCAUGGAGCGUCCAAGGCUUCUUUCAGAACUAUACUAUGCAGCUCGUGGCACCUGUCUUGUAUAUUGGAUGGAAGAUUGCCCAUAGAACAAAAGUUGUGGAACUCGAUGAUAUUGAUUUGGUGUGGGACAGUCCACAGAUUGAUUCUUAUGAGGCCUCUUUUUUGGAUAAGCCUUUGGGUUUCUGGGCGGAUGUUAUUCGGACACUUCGCAUGAGGUCGAAGAAACCAAGUCUAGAUGAGACAUAG
Messenger RNA from Penicillium pulvis, 1653 nucleotides. RefSeq names its product amino acid permease/ SLC12A domain-containing protein. The transcript has 2 exons. The record is from RefSeq and is a predicted model, not a curated record. Gene Ontology annotation, molecular function: amino acid transmembrane transporter activity. Lineage: Eukaryota; Fungi; Ascomycota; Eurotiomycetes; Eurotiales; Aspergillaceae. The coding region runs from base 1 to 1653 and encodes 550 amino acids. Gene Ontology annotation, cellular component: membrane. Gene Ontology annotation, biological process: amino acid transmembrane transport.